AUGUCUAAAGACGAGAAUCAGAACAAUGGCGAUGAUGUCGACAGUGACACCGAAGAGAACCAAGUGGUGGAACACGGGCAUAAAAGCGGCAAGGCAGACCUAGCUAAGAUCAAAAUCGAACGAAUGGUUCGUGACAGGAAAUUGGCGCUCGUAAAAGUCGAGGAAUCCGAUGUCGAGCUAUUGAAAACGGAACUAGGAAUUGACGAAGCCGAUGCCAAACUCAUGUUACAACGGGAGGGUGGAAACGCGUACAAGGCUCUGAGUACGUUUAUCACUGCGCACAACGGGACGCUGACCACGUGUUAA
Messenger RNA from Sphaeroforma arctica JP610, 306 nucleotides. RefSeq lists its product as hypothetical. Lineage: Eukaryota; Ichthyosporea; Ichthyophonida. Bases 1 to 306 code for a protein of 101 amino acids. The transcript is spliced from 3 exons. The record is from RefSeq and is a predicted model, not a curated record.